AGCAAGAGAAAGGGGAAGAAGAAGAAGAAGAAGACGAUGCAGAGCUUAACAUCAAACGAAGUUGCGGGUUUCGCAGUAGGAGCUCUGCUUCUCGGUGCCACCCUCGUUGCUCCUAAAGUUGAUGCUUUCAUCGCCGCUUCUCAGAGAAGAUCUCUUGGCAUGUGCCGAAAAUGUGGAGAUCUUAAGAGCGUAGCGUGUGGCCGCUGCAAAGGAACAGGAACGAUCAAAUCAGGCGGAUUUUUUGGAUUCAGUGACUCAUCGAAUUUAAGAUCAGUCGCUUGCGAUAAUUGCCAAGCCAAAGGUUGUUUCCCUUGUCCCGAAUGCUCAAAAUCUUGACCGUUUUCUAAGGUAGAAUUACAGAGAUUGCUUCAAUACUAAAACUACUUUGUUUUCAUCUUCUUGACCUAUAUGAUAAUGUGUAAUCAGUCCAUCUGUAAUGUUGAAUUUGAGAAGCUUACUGCACCAAUUCUUGAUCA
Capsella rubella is the source of this 476-nucleotide messenger RNA. RefSeq lists its product as uncharacterized. The record is from RefSeq and is a predicted model, not a curated record. The transcript is spliced from 2 exons. Bases 37 to 336 code for a protein of 99 amino acids. NCBI's taxonomy places the organism in Eukaryota, Viridiplantae, Streptophyta, Magnoliopsida, Brassicales, Brassicaceae.